Dromaius novaehollandiae (emu) is the source of this 2716-nucleotide messenger RNA. RefSeq names its product thioredoxin-like protein 1. The record is from RefSeq and is a predicted model, not a curated record. Bases 170 to 1039 code for a protein of 289 amino acids. Gene Ontology annotation, molecular function: protein-disulfide reductase activity. The transcript is spliced from 8 exons. Gene Ontology annotation, cellular component: cytosol. NCBI's taxonomy places the organism in Eukaryota, Metazoa, Chordata, Aves, Casuariiformes, Dromaiidae.
CGGCGCGGCGCCUGCGCCGUGCGGUGCAUGCUGGGCGCCCCUGCGCGCCGUGACGGUGCAGAUCGCCAGGCUGCCCGCCGCCGCGCCCGCGCCGCUCCGGCCUCGCCGCUGAGGGGAGCCUGCGCCCGCGCUCGGCCCGGCCCGGCCUGGCCCGCCCGGCGCGGCGAGGAUGGUGGGCGUCAAGGUGAUCGCCAACGACACCGAGUUCCAGCCCGAGCUCAGCGCCGCCGGCUCCCGCCUCGCCGUGGUGAAGUUCACCAUGCGCGGAUGUGGCCCUUGUUUAAGGAUAGCCCCUGCUUUCAAUGCCCUGAGUAACAAAUAUCCUCAGGCAACGUUUUUGGAGGUGGAUGUACAUCAGUGCCAGGGAACAGCUGCUACCAAUAAUAUAUCAGCAACACCAACAUUUCUGUUUUUUCGAAACAAAGUGCGAAUCGACCAAUAUCAAGGAGCAGAUGCUGUAGGUUUAGAAGAAAAAAUUAAACAGCACCUGGAGAAUGACCCUGGAAACAAUGAAGAUACAGAUAUCCCAAAAGGAUAUAUGGAUUUAAUGCCAUUUAUCAAUAAAGCUGGCUGUGAAUGUCUUAAUGAAAGUGAUGAGCAUGGUUUUGAUAAUUGUUUACGUAAAGACGCUACCUACCUGGAAUCAGACUGUGAUGAGCAGCUGCUUAUCACUGUUGCUUUUAGUCAACCUGUCAAGCUUUAUUCUAUGAAACUUCAGGGGCCAGAUAAUGGACAAGGUCCAAAGUACAUAAAAAUCUUUAUUAACCUUCCUCGAUCUAUGGAUUUUGAGGAAGCAGAACGAAGUGAACCAACUCAAGCCCUGGAGCUAACACCAGAUGAUAUUAAAGAAGAUGGUAUUGUUCAGCUUCGCUAUGUAAAAUUUCAGAACGUUAACAGUGUAACUUUAUUUGUCCAAUCCAAUCAUGGUGAUGAAGAAACAACAAGAAUUACGUACUUCACAUUUAUUGGAACUCCAGUCCAAGCAACAAAUAUGAAUGAUUUCAAGCGAGUAGUUGGCAAAAAAGGAGAGAGCCACUAGGAUGCUAAAGACACUGGAAGGCCUUAUUGCAGUCAGAUGAGAUCUUCACCUUUAUCUACAACUCCUGGAUAACUGCUUGACCAUAGCCAGAGACCGUCAGUCUGUUUCGAUUAAUGCCAUUAUCAAUAAAUCAUUGCUUUUGUUGAGAUGGAGUUUCACUAGUGUGUUUCUGUUGUAAUCCCUGGUACAUGUAUUUGUAAAUAAAAUUCACUACUUUUGCCAAGUUUAAUUUUGUUAUUCUAGUAACUGUGGCUCUUUCAUUGUUCCAUUUAAACUUCAAAACUAGACUGGCUUAUCUUAAGAAACAGAAGACAUAAUGUAGCUUGCAUUUGUUUAAGGACUUUAAAAUGUCAAAUAUAAGUAAAACAUAGAUGGCUGGUUCACAGGCCUUUUAAAAAUAAAAUUCAGAGCUAGUUUGUUAUAAGGCUGAGUGAAAUUAGGAUCAUUGUUCCCACAAAAUAAAGAUAAUUCUCAGACAGGAAUAACUGCACCCAUUCUGGAACACCCCCUCCCCCCUAGCCCCCCCCCCCCCCCCCCCCCAAAAAAAAAGGAAAAGCAUAAGAUGAGGAAGCCUAUUUUAAGAUUCUGUUCCAUUAAUGUGCAGAUUUGUUGCAAACAGCAUGCUGGUAGAAGUUUUUCAGCAUUAAGAAUUCUUGAGUCUUUUGGAUUUUUUUUGUUUAAUAUCAUUAGAAAAUAUUGAUCUUCUUUCCCAGGCAGACUCCAGCAAGCUGUGCAGUUAUGGGGAUGAAUAGACAUCUGUGCCUCCCCCUGCUGCCCCCCCCCCCCCUUUUAAUUCCUUAUUUCUUUUAUUGGGCAUUUUUUCCUGUCUCUGCAUCUUGAUAAGGAAAUGCUUAUUGCAAAUACUAGUUUCACAUCUUAAUUGGAAUUCCUAUGCUACUUUGGUAUAUUUUCUUGGAAGUGUGCCCUAAGUAAUUUUAAUAAAUUGGGCAUUGAUCGGCACUAUAUACAUAUAAUACUAUAUAAAUUCCCAGUAAAAUUUACUAAGUGUUUUAAUUGACAUAAUUAAUUUCUUUGUAAAGUUACAUUUCUAAUUACCAUAAAUCCCACUAAGGCUUAAAUCCUGUCCUAAUUGGCAUUCCUUCCUUGAACACAGUAGGGUUCUUCUUUUCUGGCUUGGCAGAUUUGUAUGUUAAUACCAAGUUAACUUUCUGUUGGCAUAUAUAUUUUCCCCAAACAGAAAACUGGGAAUUGUCUAGAAAAACAUUCUUUUUGUGAGGCACUCUUUUUACUGUAUCACUGCAUAUUCCAGUUUACUCAUCUACCUGUAUACUUAUAUCUAAUGGCAUGUGAUGAUGACUUGAUUUCUUUCGUACUUAAUGUUUUGCUUCAGUGGGGGAUAUAAGGCAUGUAAGACACUGUAUAUAGAAUAUAAAAUCAUUUUUAAAUAUAAUUGAGGGCAAUAUAAAUAACUGUUCCUGUUUAUAAUUUUGUACACUAACUACCUUUUGGGUUAUUGUUUAAGUGCCUCAUCUUAAGUAUUGCUUACCUCAUAAUAUUUAUACCUGAGAGAAUUUGAUAACCUAGUGAUUCUCAUCUUUGUAAAAGAUUAGUCAAAUUUAUAUUGUUUAUGAGACUCUUGUGAUUCCAUUGGUUGCAUGAUGCAUACCUUCCAUAAUGAUACUAUGUAAAUAGAUUUAAAUAAAUGUUUAGAGGUAA